AGUUCUAGCUUUUACAAAAAAACUGAAAAAGUUGCUGUAACUAUGGAAUUCAAUAUGUCCAACGUUGUACACAGUUUCUCUGAGUUUUUUGCAACCCUUGGUUUGCCGACAGUUUUGAUAUUCGUGACAGUGUUGUUGUUAAGUCUGUGGAUGUUGUCGUCGAGGAAUCCUAGGGUGAACUGGCCGCCCGGACCUGUCUGUUUCCCCGUGGUGGGAUGUCUCCCUCAGCUGAUGAUCAGCGGUAGAAGACGACAGCCGACAGAUCUUCUUCCAUGGUAUGAUACAUACGGAGAUAUCAUGCACAUCAAACUUGGUGAACAACACAUGAUAAUGCUGGGCACAUAUGAGCUGAUAGAAGAGGCUUUUGUGAAGAAUACAGCCACAGUCAGUGCAAGGCCUACUUGGAUAUAUCUUAUAAGACGAUUAGUUGGAAAAGACGGAGCUGGGGUUGCAUUAAAAAACGGACAUGCAUGGAAGGAGCUGAGGAGAUUCACGCUCUCGUCUCUUCGAGAUCUCGGCCUUGGGAGAAAAAGUUUGCAAGAAAAAUUCAGGAUGAAGCCAGAUACUUGGUGCAAAACAUUGAAGAUGAAAAUGGAAAGGCUUUCUCUCCCAGCGCCAGGAUUGGGAAAGCUGUCAGCAACAUUAUUUCUUUCAUUGUGUUCGGAGCUAGAUAUGACUAUAAUGACACGCCCGAGAUGCUACCAGUGUUGGAGGACUAUAUGAGACUAGGUCAAGGGGCAUUGUCCCUCACCAACUUGGGCCGCUUUCUUAUACCGGAGGAGAAAUUCGUCCUCAUGGAUAAAUUUUACAGUUUGGUAAGACAGGAAGUAGAACGACAUCGCCAGUCCUUUGAUCCAACUGACAUCCGGGACUUCAUUGACCUCUAUAUAAAGGUCACUCGAGAGGGACAAGAUCCAGAGAUUUACACAGAAUGGAACGUGUUCCGAAUCAUUGUUGAUCUGUAUAUGGCUGGAACCGACACAACAGCUAAUACUUUGAGAUGGUCCCUGGUUCAUAUGGUAAAUCACCCGGGUGUACAGAAGAGGGUACAGCAGGAAAUUGAUCAGGUCAUAGGUCAAGGUCGUGUUGCCAAGAUGGAGGACAAGGCCAGGAUGUCGUUCACUGAAGCAACCAUACUGGAGGUCUUUCGCAUGUCUACUGUUGUUCCCUUUGGUAUUGCCCAUGCAACGAGCGAGACAACAAUUCUGGGCGGAUACACCAUUCCCAAGGACACCGUAAUACUGGGGCAUUUCUACCGGGUUUUUCACGAUAAGAAUAACUUCGAGGAACCUUACAAGUUCAAACCAGAAAGAUGGCUUGAUGGCGAUGGUAAAGUGAUCAAGUCGGACAAAAUGAUACCAUUUUCCAUAGGGCCCCGUAUUUGCCUGGGCAAGGGACUGGCUGAAAUGGAAUCGUUCAUUUUCUUCACCACGUUGCUUCAGAAUUUCACCUUCAAGGUACCAGAGGGAGAGAACCCGCCCAGUGAAGUCGAGGGUCUGAACACGUCCACGUUUGCGCCAUAUGACUACAGAGUGCGCGCUGUUAGACGCUAAAAUAAAGUAACAUGGACCCAGACAAUAAAC
Molecule: messenger RNA, 1583 nt
Organism: Lingula anatina
Lineage: Eukaryota; Metazoa; Brachiopoda; Lingulata; Lingulida; Lingulidae
Product: cytochrome P450 2U1-like
Source: RefSeq, a predicted model, not a curated record